UAAAUUUUUCCACGAACACUGGUUUUUAAGCUUCUCUCUCUCUCUCUCUCAUUCUGCCAUUUUUAAUGCUCCAAGUACUUCUUCUCUACCGCCUGAAGAACUCCAUUCCUCACUGCUUUCUUCUUUCUGAAACGAACCUUUUGGUCAAUUUUUGUACCCUUUUUGUUAGAUCUGUGUUUUGUGCUCUUUUUUAUUCGUUCUGGCUGUUUUUGGUUGCGAACUUGCGAUUUGGAAAUGGGAUCUGUUUGCUGAGAGGUAAUUUGUAGAUUAGAACAUGGAGGUUGAGAAGAAACGCUCCAAAGGAGGCUUUCUUAACUUGUUUGAUUGGAAUGGCAAAUCUCGGAAAAGGCUGUUCUCAAGCAGUAAUGAGUUAUCUGGAUUGAAGCAAGGAAAAGAAAAUGUUGACAACUUGUCAAAAUCACAGCUCUUUCAGUUAGAAGCAAGUGAAGAUAGAGCAAGUUCUAGUUAUAAAUUAACCGAUGAUUGGGAUUUUUCUUUGACCAAAACCAGUGAAGAAAAAUCUGGGGGCCGAGUCCCCAGUGUAGUUGCUAGACUUAUGGGGUUAGAUUCAUUGCCUUCUAACGCUCCCGAGCCUUGUUCUACCUCAUCUUUCGAAUCCCGCUCCGUCCGGGCGUCUCAUCAUGAUAACUCUAAUGUAUGGAACAGUCAUUCUAUGGAUUAUAUUGGUAUGCCCAACAAACUAGAGAGGUUUUCUGGGAAUCUCUUAGAUUUCAGGGCGCAAAAAGUACCCAAAAGUCCUAUUGAGAGAUUUCAAACUGAAGUAUUGCCUCCAAAGUCUGCUAAAUCUAUACCUAUAACUCAUCAUAAGUUGUUGUCUCCUAUCAAGAGCCCUGGGUUUACUCCAACAAUGAACACAGGUUACUUAAUGGAGGCAGCUACCAAGAUAAUUGAGGCAAGUCCAAGGAAACCCCUGAAGAGUAAAAUGCCAUCUAUUACCAAUUCCUCAGCGCCCUUGAGAAUCCGGGUUUUGAAAGAGAAUUUGGAAACGGCACACAAGUCUACAGGAAUCAAAAAACCAACAGAAAAUCGAAAAGGGAAGGCUAGUGAACAGAAUUAUAGUGGAUCUGAACAACUUCUAGCGUCAAGGACUGAUUCCAUUGGAGGUGGUAGAAUUAACUCCAACACUUCAAAAGAUAAAGGAAGACCAGCUUCCGUUGCAGGGCAAGCUAGAGCUAAUCUUCACAGUAGAGGGGAAUCAACUUCUUGUAGUGACAGGAGUUCAAUGGAUCGGAAAGAGCAUAAUGAAGUGAAAUCGAGACAACUUUUCGGGAGCCAGCCCAGCUUGCAAAAACCAAUGCAGAAGAGAACCGUGAAGAGAAAUAACAAUGUUCUUGCACAAAACAAUCAGAAGCAGAAUUCUUUACCCAACAAAGAAAAAUUGCCUUCAAAACCUUCAAAGGUUUUGAAUCAACCUGUCAAAAGGAUUCAGUCUGCUAGAAAAUCUGUAAAUAAGGAUGUUAUCAACUCCGAAGUUGAAUUGAAAAUCACACGCACGAGAGAAGCUGAUGGUAAAGAAGAUUUUGCACCUUCCAAGAAAAAUGUUGCCUCACGGAAGAAAAAAUCUGUCAGUCAGGAUGCUAGUAGUGAAGGAAGUUGUUCUGUGUCUAAUGCUUUGAUCAACGAUGGUGAGAGAUCUGUCAAAUAUAAUAUUGCAUUUGAUGGUUCAACGAACUGUGAUGAAAACAGGAAGCUGGGAAUGGACGUUGUUUCUUUUACAUUCACAUCCCCACUUAAGAAAUCUGUUUCUGAACCUCAUUCAGAUGAGGUUGUAAAAGUUAACCACAGCUUGGUCUUUGAUUCGUGUAGCGAGAACGAUUAUUUGCAGAACCUAUCAUCACUUUCACCGCAUUUAAACGACGUAAAUGGUGAUGCUUUAAGUGUUCUGUUGGAGCAAAAACUUCAAGAAUUGACAUCUAGGGUUGAGCCCUCUCAAUCAUAUAUGACAGGAGAAGGCAUUUUCGCUUGUUCCGGGUCCAAUUCGCAAAAUCUUUUUGCCACUUCAGAAUAUGCCAAAAAAGAAAAUGGCAUUAGUUGUAGAUGCUCAGAAAGCCCCCAUGAUUGUGACGACUUGUCAAUGGAUAGCAACGAACUGAUUGUCGAUAAAUGGCUGCAGUUUCAGGGAGCGAAAGACAUUAAAGAACCCGAAGAUAGUAACGACACUGAAACUGUUACCAUUAGUGGAUCUUCGAUUGAGGACGAGUCUUCCCCAGACAAUGGAAGUAGUAUCCAUGUUCAACAUGGUGAUACAAUCAAGUUAGAUCCAAAAAAUCUCUACUCAAGAAUGCUCGAUGAGACACCGGUAUUCGACUCUGCAUCAAGCAUCGAUGAGGAAGAUAAGUUUCAAACUCUUUCACCUACAAUGAUAAGUCCAAUAAAGAUCCAUAGAUCAAAUGACUGGGAACUGCAGUACGUGAGGGGAGUCCUAAGCAAAGCUGAGCUAGCAUUUGAAAACUUUACAUUAGGUGUUGUCAAUAACCUGGAGAUUGAGGAAAACAUCAAGUGCAACGAGCUCGAACAGAAGGUUCUGCUCGACUGUGUGAACGAGUGUUUGGAACGAAAGCUGAAACAAAUAGUAAUUGGAAGUUCAAAAACUCGGGUUCCAUGGACGAAACUGUUCGAGAAUGACUGUUUAGCAGAUGAGUUAUGGAAAGAGAUAGAGAGUUUGAAAUGCUCAGAAGAAUGGAUGGUAGAUGAGCUUGUGGAGAAGGAUAUGAGCACCACACAACACGGGAAAUGGCUCAACUUUGACAUAGAAGCAUCUGAAGAGGGGGUUCUGGUUGAGAAAUGGAUAUUAAGUUCUUUAGUUGAUGAACUGGUCAGUGAUUUGCUGAUCAUUGGGGAAGAAGCUUAAUCUUUUUCUUGGUCUGUUUCUUUUUUGGAUAUGAACAUAAGUAAUUGAUGAUGUAAAGUGAUCAGAUGGUGAGUUUCUUUAAUGAUUCUCUUAAUUUCCUUCUUGGAAAUGAAAACUCUUGUCAUACUGAUUGUCCUUCAUGUAUUGUAGAGCUGCUGCUGGCUGAUACCCAUGGAUUGGCAGACAUAUAUUCAGGCGAAGCUCUGAUAUCUACUUUCAACUA
This is a messenger RNA of Cucurbita moschata (crookneck pumpkin), 3095 nucleotides long. RefSeq lists its product as uncharacterized. The transcript has 6 exons. Bases 275 to 2872 code for a protein of 865 amino acids. NCBI's taxonomy places the organism in Eukaryota, Viridiplantae, Streptophyta, Magnoliopsida, Cucurbitales, Cucurbitaceae. The record is from RefSeq and is a predicted model, not a curated record.